Molecule: messenger RNA, 906 nt
Organism: Didymodactylos carnosus
Lineage: Eukaryota; Metazoa; Rotifera; Eurotatoria; Philodinida; Philodinidae
Source: the annotation of a GenBank genome assembly
AUGUCAACCAUCACUUACCCCGAUAUUUCCCACAAAAAGCAAGUAACAACAAAAUUUAGUCCAAACAGUUAUCGAGUUAUCACUGAAGAAGUUAGUAAUGACAGCUUGCCACCUUGGUAUACAAAUCAGAAACCACCUCCAUUAUAUACUGGCCCUAAUGAAAUUCCUACCCAAGUAGCAGAGGCUAGAAAUAAUCCUCAUGCCGCCAGAAAAGUGGAUAUGGUGUAUGAAAACGUUGCAAGUCUUAAUGGACCAUAUGGUAUCAUCAAAACAGACAAUGUUUCUCGGGAAGAAAAUCGUUGGUGGGAUUGGAGUCAACCGACUGAGAGUUAUGGUCCACGAGCCAAAGUAAAUGAGGACUGGAAGAAAAGGUACGAAAGUUCAUAUCGGGGUACAUUUGGCUUAUCCAGUGAGACAGGGCCAUAUACAAUGAAUAGUAGACAUUCAUCAAAUCCGAAUAAUACCGAAGCUGUAGGAAUAGUACCAGUAACAGAAAUGAAACAGAAAGGACGUGAACAAAUUAAUCAAAAAUUGGUGGAAAAAGUUUCAUUUGAAAAUCAGUAUGAUAGUCGUACAGAUACAAAUUAUCCGUUGAGAGGACGUCGUCAUGGAGCAUUUGUAGUUGAUUUACUUGAACCAAAACCGUUAAAAGGGACAACAGCGCCACCGAACGUUGAUGGUGCAGCUAGUGCCUGGGAUUUAUUUCAUCCAACCGAUGCAAUACGAGGUUAUCAAGCUAAUACACCUCAUAAAUAUAGACGAGAACGAGAAUCGUCAAACAUAGCAGAUAACGGUCUGUCAAAUCUAUCACCAUGGAAAAAUGCACCCUACGCCACUGAUCAGCAGUACGAUAGCUAUUUUCGAAAACAAGCAUUGCCACCAGCGCCUCUUAGAAGAACAGAAUAA